AUGAACCCCGAGUGGUACGCAGCCCCCCCAUACGACUACCUCUUCAAGCUCCUCCUCAUCGGUGAUUCCGGUGUUGGAAAGUCUUGCUUGCUGCUGCGAUUUGCCGAUGACACCUACACCGAGUCUUAUAUCUCCACCAUCGGUGUCGAUUUCAAGAUCCGAACGAUAGAACUCGAUGGCAAGACCGUGAAGCUGCAGAUCUGGGAUACCGCCGGCCAGGAGCGUUUCCGAACCAUCACCUCGUCUUACUACCGCGGUGCUCACGGCAUCUGCGUCGUCUACGAUGUCACUGAUAUGGACUCCUUCAACAACGUCAAGCAGUGGCUCCAGGAGAUUGACCGGUAUGCUACCGAGGGCGUCAACAAGUUGCUCGUAGGCAACAAGAGCGAUAUGUCCGAUAAGAAGGUUGUCGAGUACACUGUUGCCAAGGAAUUCGCUGAUAGCCUGGGCAUCCCAUUCCUCGAGACUUCCGCCAAGAACGCCAGCAACGUUGAGCAGGCUUUCCUGACCAUGGCUCGCCAGAUCAAGGAGCGCAUGGGCACCACGACUGCCAACAACACGAAACCCAGCGUGCACGUUGGCCAGGGCCAGGGUGUCGGCAACUCUUCCAACAGCAGCUGCUGUUAA
This is a messenger RNA of Trichoderma breve, 627 nucleotides long. RefSeq names its product ras family domain-containing protein. The transcript is spliced from 5 exons. NCBI's taxonomy places the organism in Eukaryota, Fungi, Ascomycota, Sordariomycetes, Hypocreales, Hypocreaceae. The coding region runs from base 1 to 627 and encodes 208 amino acids. The record is from RefSeq and is a predicted model, not a curated record. Gene Ontology annotation, molecular function: GTPase activity; GTP binding.